CGCCGUCACCGACGAGAUCGCGGCUGGGAGGCGCAGCUGGCGCGACGGCUUCGACGACAUCAAGGCACGGGAAACCCUCGCCUCGCUCUGCUCGGGUGCUGCCUGCCAGGCCCCGCGGCCAUCCUCAGCACCAUGGUGAGGAAUGUGGACGACUUUGACUUCUGCCUGCCUUCACACGCCCAGGGCGUGCUGGAGGGGCUGCAGCAGCUGCGCACCAACCCUAAACUGGCCGAUGUGACACUGGUGGUGGGUGGGCAGGAGUUCCCUUGCCACCGUGGCGUCCUGGCCCUCUGCAGCCAUUACUUCUAUGCCAUGUUCUCUGGAGACUUUGCCGAGAGCAUCGCGGCGCGGGUGGAGCUGAAGGAGGUAGAUCCCAGCGCACUGGAGAUGCUGCUCAACUUCGCCUACACAGGGAAGGUCACCAUCAACCAGGGCAACGUGGAGGGGCUGAUGCGGACCUCCAGCCAGCUCCACUUCCCUGCUAUCCAGAAGGUCUGCAGCCGCUACCUCCGGCAGCAGAUGGACGCCACCAACUGCCUAGGUAUCUGUGAGUUCGGUGAGAGCCACGGCUGCCCUGAGGUCUCCUCCAAGGCUUGGUCUUUCUUGCAGGAGAACUUUGAAGCCGUCUCUCUGCAGGAGGAGUUCCUCCAGCUCUCCAAGGAGAGGUUGGCCACCUACCUCUCCAAUGACCAGCUGCAGGUGCAGGAGGAACGUAGCCUGGUCGAGGCUGUGCUACGCUGGGUACGCCACGACCCGGGGCCCCGAGCUCAGUUCCUGCCCGAGCUGCUGGAGCUGACCCACCUGGUCUCGCUGCCUGACCAGUACCUGCAGAACCUACUUGACACUGAGCCCCUUGUGCGUGACUCAGAUGCCAUCAAGGCCCUCGUCGCUCGAUCCUGCACCAUGGGGCAGAGCAACACUGGUGCCCCGAAGAACGCCCCAACCCCACCACAGAAGCUGGAGGAGGUGCUGGUGGUGGUUGGUGGCCGCGUGCUGGAGGAUAGUGAAGAUGAGGGGAGGGAGCUGGAGAUGCCAGCUGCUUCCAGGAACUUUGCCUUCUACAACCCCAAAAGUAAGCGAUGGAUGGCUCUGCCCGACUUCCCUGAUUACAACAAAUGGGGCUUUUCCCUGGUGACUCUGAACAACGAUGUGUAUGUCACAGGCGGCUCCCGGGGGUCCCAGAAUGAUACGUGGUCAACGACCCAGGCAUGGUGCUUCUGCCCCAGGGACGGCCUCUGGAAGCCCAUCGCUUCCAUGCUGAGAGCCCGGACAAACCACACCAGUGCUGUCCUCAAUGGUGAGAUCUACGUCAUUGGGGGGACGACGGUGGACGUGGUGGAGGUGGAGCGCUAUGACCCCUACAACAAGAGCUGGUGUGCCAUCAGCCCAGCCCUCAAGUACGUGAGCAAUUUUGCAGCCGCCAGCUGCUCGGGCAAGCUCUACCUGGUGGGCUCCUGUGCCGUCAAGUACAAUGCGCUCACCCUGCAGUGCUACAACCCUGUCCAAGAUUUGUGGAGUGUGAUCACAUCCCCCUUCAUCCCCAAGUACCUCUCGGCCCCACGCUGUGCCACCCUGCGCGGGCUCAUCUACCUUAUUGGGGACAACACCAAGAAGGUCUACGUGUACAACCCGGAGGCCAACAUCUGGCAAAAGGUGCAGCUCCUGCAUGUGCUCCAUGAGAACGGUGGGAUGGUGGCACUGGGCGACCGUCUCUUUGUCACUGGUGGCCACUGGAAGGGCAUGGAUGGGGACUACCGGGUAGAAAUGGAGGUGUAUGACUGCGCCAAGGAUCUCUGGACACGGGAGGGCUCCCUGCCCUGCCUCUGGCUCUUCCACAGCUCCUCCUCCAUCUUCAUGGACACCUCCAAGUGGACAGAGGCUUUCCAGAGUGACCAUGGGUGGUAGGAGAGCCCAUCACCCUAUGUGGCCGCGCUCCCCUCUCGCAUCUCCCUGCGGCCUGUUCAGCCCCGUGAGGGGGGAUGGAAAGCCCUCUGCCAGGCUGGCUGGGGCAGCAGGAGUGUGUUUCCCCACCACUGCAGGGAAAAGGCUUUUCCUUAUAAACACGCUUUGGCUAAUGCUCUCUUC
Pipra filicauda (Wire-tailed manakin) is the source of this 2085-nucleotide messenger RNA. It is a transcript of the gene KLHL30, whose product is annotated as kelch like family member 30. Lineage: Eukaryota; Metazoa; Chordata; Aves; Passeriformes; Pipridae. Bases 133 to 1905 code for a protein of 590 amino acids. The transcript is spliced from 8 exons. The record is from RefSeq and is a predicted model, not a curated record. Gene Ontology annotation, molecular function: protein binding.